This is a messenger RNA of Dioszegia hungarica, 360 nucleotides long. RefSeq lists its product as uncharacterized. NCBI's taxonomy places the organism in Eukaryota, Fungi, Basidiomycota, Tremellomycetes, Tremellales, Bulleribasidiaceae. The record is from RefSeq and is a predicted model, not a curated record. The coding region runs from base 1 to 360 and encodes 119 amino acids. The transcript is spliced from 4 exons.
AUGUCCAACCCGAUGAUGAACGCCCCUCGCCCCAAGAAAGAGCCUGACUGCCUCGCGUGCCGCCUGACCGGCGCAGCAGCCUUCACGGGCCUGGGCUCGUAUGCCAUCUAUGAAGCGAGCCGGCAGGGGACGUUCAAGAAGGUCAGACCUGUGGGUGGGCCGAUGGUAGCUGGGAAGAUACAGGCUGUUAUUGGGUUCGUCUUUAUCAGCCUGGAGUACAGAAUAGCUCAGGUCGACCCAGUUGGGCAGGACGGCGAUCCGGCGCGCGAGAUCGACCUACCUCGCAUCGAGCCAAACCUCCUGAGCGAGGUCCUGGCGCCGCUACAGAGUACAGCACCUCAAGCGGUCUCGCCAAGGUAG